AUGGGAAGCCUUAGAACAAUCCGAUUUGGUUUGAAAAGAUAUUUAAAGACGGUGACAGGCUUUGAUAUUAUUAAUGAUGAAGGAUUCAACGAAGCGAACGAAGUUUACUCGGCCAAAUGUGUUCAACUGAAGAAAGAAGGACUAGCAAAAGUGCAACACAAGCCUCCGAUGGCCAAUGCAGACUUGAAAAAACUUUACGAAAGUGCUGUGUUCAACACCAAUAACCCGAAAACCCUUUUGAACAAAGUGUUUUUCGAAAUCAUGCUGUGCUUUUGCUGUCGUGGACGUCAAAACCUACGCCAGUUAAAGAAGUCGCACUUUGCUGUUUUGGUCGAUGCAUCGGGAAAAAAGCUUGUGACGAAAGUUGUUGACGAGCUAACCAAAAACCACAGAGAAAACGACGAAGCCGAACAAGGAGGGAUGAUGUAUGCAACCGAAGGCCCAUUUUGUCCUGUUGCAUCUUUUGAGAAAUAUCUACAGCAUUUAAACCCACAGAAUGAAUUCUUGUUUCAACGUCCAAAGAAGAAUACAACGGCAGAUUCUGAUGUUUGGUAUGCCAACAUGGUCGUCGGCGAAAGAUACCUAGGCGACAUGAUGAAAAACAGAUCCAAACAGGCAGGUUUAUCACAGCAGAACACAAACCAUUCGAUACGGGCGACAGCGGUCACAAUCUUAGAUAAAUCAGGUUUUGAGGCUCGCCACAUCAUAUCUGUUAGUGGCCACCGUUCCGAGAGUUCCAUCCGAAGUUAUAGCAAGACGGACGAAGCUACAAAGAAGCGAAUCUCAGAAACCCUGACAUCUGCAACUACAGGUACCAGCGGCAGCGACUUUCCAGCUAUGAUAUAUGACCCGCAACAGAUAACGGAACCAGCAUUGGUAGCAACAAGUUAA
Messenger RNA from Paramuricea clavata, 891 nucleotides. The record is from the annotation of a GenBank genome assembly. Lineage: Eukaryota; Metazoa; Cnidaria; Anthozoa; Malacalcyonacea; Plexauridae.